AUGUCUUUGGUUUCCAUUGCGCACCACUUCUUGGAUCGGCUCACAGUUCCGGAGUUUGAAAGGCUCAGGGCCAUCGCAACUGGGCUCAGUGGGAUGACAGUGCCAGUUGGAUCCACAUGCAGCGGACUGGCAACCACAGGACUUUGUGUGAAAGCGCUUUUCCAAGCCAUCAACCAGCGCUUCAACACGAAUUGCCAAGCUUCAUGUGAGUUUGCUGUGGAGAACAGCCCCCCAAAGCAGCGAUUUAUCCUGGGCGCGCAUGGUGACGAAAUCAAGCAUUUGUUCGCAGAUGUGAGUUGCUUCGAAAAAGAUGAAGCCUUCUGUCUCAAGGAAGGAAAAUCGGUGAAAAUUCCCACUGUGUUUCUGUUGGUGGCCAGCCCCUCAUGCGUCAACCUGUCUGGGCAACGCUCGGACAGGGCUGAGUUCGCUUCUUGCUACCAAGACGAUUCAUCUGCAUCUGCAUCAGGCCAUACAUAUCAGUUCGGCUACAGGAAGGCUACGCAAAGAACCGAGGCAGAGGAUUUCAGGGAGAUUGGCCACACGUUCGAACACACCAAAGUGGACAGCUGCCAUCUGCUGAUGCCGCAGCGGCGGGAGUGGGUAUGGGGAUCAAGCUGUACUGGAGCGCAUGACACGCAAUACCCCCUUGACAUGAAGAUCACGAUGCAGAGAUUGAAGGGCCCCAAGCGCUUUACUCUUGGAGAUGUCUUGCUGGAUGAUCUUCCCACAUGUGACCCGCCAGUAAGUGAUUCAUUCCAAUGUCAGCUCGAGAAAGUGAAGAACAUUUGUCAGGAGCGAAAAAUUGAUUUCUCAACAGUGACCAUGGACUCCAGCACGAGCCGGCGCCGGUCCCCCGAGUACGCAUGCGACAUGUUUACCUGCAUCCGCCCCAGCCACAGAAUCUGGCUAUGUGGGCACAAUCGCUUUGCCGAACCACAAGAACUUCUUCGGGCUCAUGGUGUUUUUGCUGAAGAAUUUCAUGUCCCCAAAGCCGUUUUGGAUUUGGAACCACAUUUGGCGGCUGACUUUGCUGGGAAUGCGUUCUCUACUAGCGCCCUCAUUGCCAAGAUCCUAUGCACCAUGGUCAAUGGAUUUCCGUGGAAAAGACUGGCCAACAAAGUGUCUUUGUCCCGCAGUGGUGUUCUCAAUGAAUGUGCUCGCAGAGCUGCCAAGAGGGCCAAUGAACAAGGGCCCUCGGAGCCACCAGUGGAACCCCCAUCCAAAAAAAGUAAAAAACAGGGAAGAAAGUCUUCGAAGCCUUCACGAAAGCGUGCGCAACCAGCCGGGGAGCCAGAAAGUGAUCCAAAAAAGGCCAAAACUGACAAGAACAAUCAGCUCAGGGGGCAGAAUUUCAAGGGUGCCUUACUCACCAUCAGCAAAAAAAUGGAGAUUCUGAAGCGCUAUCAAGAGCUGGCAGAGACAACCAAGCAUCCUGAGAAGGCUUGGUUCGGGUUGAGGUUUGUGGAAUACCUACUUCCCGACAAAAACGGAGCAGUAUCAAAGUGGAGAAAGAGCUGCCAAGCUUACAAGUGGGAUGUGAUCAUGGAAAAGUGUCCCGCUAUCGCUGCGAAGAUCGAUGAAGUUCCAAACUGGUUGCGUGAACGUUUGAACAUCCACACCUCAAAGGGGUACCACAGCAAGAUUCCAAAGGAGGUUACCGACAUUGCUGACAGCAUCUUGCAACAUGCAACAAAACAGGGCUACGAGUUGAACAUGAUCAGUGUGGAGCAGUUGAUUGACGACUGCGUCAGUGCAUACAACGCUGAGGUCUCCAAGCGGCGUGCUGCUCAUGAGGAUGCCGAUCUGCAAGCUUUGGACAAUCUAGUUGCAGCCGGUGCUUCAGAGGAGGAGAUUGAACGGCUCAAGAACCUGCAGAACGCCCAUCGGGCUUCCUGGCCCUGUGAGAUCAAAUUUUCCUCUGGCAUGCGUGGAAAGCAGUAUCAGGCCGCAAAAUUCUGCGACACUUAUGGCUACAGCCUGUUCACUCAGGACAAGCCCACGAGACAUUUGCCCAGAGAGCAUCCUCACGUACAGCAUGUCAACGAUUUCAUUCUAAUGAACAUCCAGGAGGGGAAGGUCAACAGCAAGCUUGUCUGCAAUUUCGACCAAGUUUGGUCUUGCUUGUACGAGCCGAUGCGAAAGACAUUGUGGAAAAAGAAUGAGCAUGGCCAGAAGGAUAGCUUGUCCAAGUUUCCGGCUCGCCAGAAAAUUCGUGCUACUUUGCAGGAACAUUUCGGGCAAACGAUAAGUCUGCCCCUCGCUGAGCGGAACGCCAAGUGGAAGGUGCGGCUGGCCGACAUUGAGGGCUAUGGUGGAGCCAACACUGUGAACUAUUGGAGGUCGCCUCGCACGACGACCACAGUUUCGUGGAUCACCGGGGAGAUGGUCAAGUUCCUGGAUCUACUCACGACGGAACUCCGAAAGCAACGACGUGCCAUUGGUUGCUUGGACAACAGCGAGAGAGCAAUGGUGAUUUGCGACAAAUGCACCAGCCACCUCAGCCGCACCUAUCUGGAUCUUCGCAAGCAGUGGGCCCAAGAGCAGAACGUAUUGCUAGUUGGGGCAGACCCAGACAGUGACGUUCAAAUUCCAGGUGGUUGGGGACUGUCUUCAUCACCGAAUGACGGAUGGCACGGUCACUGGCAUUUGCUGCGAUCGGCCUAUCUUCGAUGUGCGUUGAAGAUGCCCAUGAACCCAUUGCUUCAGCAGGAGGUGUCAGCGUAUGACAUUGGCCCAGGGGGCUUGCUUCCAUCCAUCUCUUGCCCUGUGGCAACCAGUAUUGCAGCUGAUGCUUUUGCCUUUCAAAAGUUGGGCGAACUGGCGAAGGGAAAGACGCUUUUGUGGGCAUGGAUGAGCCGUGGUUUUCUUUCCCCCAAGCUUGCAGCAGAAUGGCUUUUCAACGGAGAUGAAGAAGAAUUACAAGAGCACAUGCAACGUGUCAAGGGUUCUUAUCGGGAUCUGCUUGGCAUGAGAGACAUUCCUUCUCUCGACAAGAGUCAGGUCCGACAGGAGGUUGCGCAGGGUUCUGGAGGUCAGGUCCGACAGGAGGUUGCGCAGGCUUCUGUGGUAGGCCACACAGGUCAGGUCCGUCAGGAGGUUGCGCAGGGAUUUGGAGGUCAGGUCCGUCAGGAGGUUGCUCAGGCUGUGGUAGGUGCCUAUCGGCUGGCAUGGGAAAGGGCUGCCACGCCAUUGAAAGGUGAAUUAAUCCAUGCCUGGUACGUGAAGACUGAGUCCCCUGAACCUCUACAACUACCCCGAUACUUCAACGUACCGUUGGAGUUGGCUAUGUCGCAAUGGAUGGUUCUCAGGAAGAAGUGGGAUGGCACGCUAGCCAAGAGGGCGUCGGAAGGAAAAACUUUGACCCCUGCAUCUCAGAAGGCAUACCAAUCCUUCUUAGAUGCCCCAUACAGGAAAAUCGUGAUUGACACCAAGACCAAGACCUACAUUCCUCGACCGUCAAAUGCCACCGCUGCGACUUUGGAGAGUUGUCUGAUCACGGAACUGAAAAUGAGUCUUGACCCAUCUCACCUCUCCUUGCGAUUUGGCGAUGGACCAUUUUUUCACCUAUUUGUGCGACAAUUCGAAGUGACAGAUGGGGAGGCAACACGUGUUCCGCCACUGACGGAGGUUCUUCCAAAGGAUCUUUCAGCAUCUGUGGGUGUGGAUCCAGCCGAGGUGUCCGGGGAAGGGGAAGUUGAGAAAGAUCUCGCGGCCGAGUUUUCAGACCAGGAGGAUGAGUUUGGGGAAGGUAUCGGCGAGAAGUUCGACGAGAAGUUCGAUUGCCCAAAGGCCAAGUUUGCGAAGGGUGACUGUCACGAUCUUGACUAG
Molecule: messenger RNA, 3828 nt
Organism: Cladocopium goreaui
Lineage: Eukaryota; Dinophyceae; Suessiales; Symbiodiniaceae
Source: the annotation of a GenBank genome assembly